AUGAAUAUGGAAAUUGAAAAGCUUGAUAUUGAUUCAAUAUUUGUAAAAUAUACAAUAAAUGAAAUACGCGACAUAGACGAAAAAAUCAAAGCAGAUAUGGAAAGAAAAAAAGAAGAACUAAGAUCAAUGGUUGGAGAACGGUAUCGUGAUCUGAUUGAAGCAGCUGAUGCAAUAUUCGAAAUGAAAACAUGUGCUAAAGGAGUCGAACAAUUUGUACAUUUACUCAAUGAUAAAUGUAGCAAAGUUGAUCAUACAUUACUCACACAAUCGACAUCAUCAAAUACGGUAACCGAUAAACAAUUGUCUAGAUUAACAUUUGUUGUUUCAAUAAAAAUAUUAACUGAAACACGACGACGUUGUUGGAUGUCUUUAGAAGAAAAUAAUUUUGCGGCAGCAGCUCGUCAAUAUCUAUUAGCUCAACAUAUGGCUAGUAGUUUAUCGUCGAGUACAAAUGAUGAACAAUUAGAUAGUGAUUCACAGAAGUCUAUUGUAGCUGCCACUCGAUUAUGGCAUCAAACUCGACAGAUGAAAGCAACAAUUUUAGACAAAUGUCGAUUAUAUUUAAAGAACACUGAUACUGAUGAUCAAACUCUUGCUAAUGCUCUAUCGACUCUUAUUGCAUUUGGUGGUAAAACAGUAGAACAAACAUUAAAUGAAUUUCUUACUGCAAAAUUGGAUACAAUUAAAGAAACCUAUCAAAAUGUAGAUUCGAAGCAAAGUUCAAAAGAUACAGUUCGACAAUUACUCGUGCUAUUUAUCAAUACAAUUUUUGAACUAGAUAUUCUCUUCAGCAAAAAUAAUAAUAACAUUGAUAAAUAUGAUCAAUUAAAAAAAUAUGUUUUAACAUUCUAUAAUACAUCAAAUGAUAUUGAUAGUUCAAAGAUCGAUAAUAUACUGUCAUAUGGACAACAACAUAUAUUAAAUAUUGAAGAGACAUUUUUUAAAAAUUGUGAACCUGUUGAUCUUUCUGAGUAUGAAUCUCGACAACAAGAACUUGUUCAAAGUACUAUAGAGAAAUGGUUACAAAUCGUGUUAGAAGCAGUUAAAACGGGUAUACGUGAAUUAUUGAAUCAUACAACAUCACUCAAACCAUUGCUUCAUCUUAAAUUAAGCCUUGUUUCAUUAAUGACUGAGGAACGUAUGGAACAAUGGUCAAUAGUUUGCAAUCGUCUAUUAAAUGGAAAUAAUAAACAUAUUCGAUUAUGGGAUGAUUUGAUUAAAGUUGAAUUACGUGCGCGUGCUAAACAAGUACUUCAUGUUCGUUUUGAUCAAUUUAAUCAAACAACAAUACAAAAGAUUGAACAAUGUCUUAAAGCAUUUCACAAUUCUACAACUAAGAUUGAUAAAUCAUCAUUGGAAUUUAAUGUUUUGAAUUAUAUAUGGAGUGAUGUGGAUAAUAAUACUCCAAGUGAUUAUGUAUGGACACCAUCUACCCAUCGAAAUCCUGUUGGUGAUGCAAAAUUUUCAUUAAAAGCUGUUGCUAUUUCAAUGGAUCUUCAGAGUUUAUGUCGAGAGUUGGACGAUGAAUUAAGACAAAUUCUUGAUGAUGUUAAUGAAUUUUCUGUCGCUGAUGUUAGUUCAAUGUCAUCCAUAUCAGAUACAAGUCUAUCAACAACAAAUAAUAGUUCUAAUUCUUCGAUUUAUUCUGAUAGUGGAUUUGUUGAGGAACAUCUUGAAGAAUGUGUUAUUCAAUUUUGUACAACAUUACUUGCGCGUCUACGACAAAUAGCAAAUGAAAAUGAAAAAAUUGGAAAUGAAGAACAAACUUUAUCGAGUUUGAUUUGGCUUGGUUCAUGCUCACGAGCAAUACCUAUUGCUUGUAAGAAUCUCAAAAAUUCGCUCGAACUUGUUACGAAUGUUGCAGAUUCUGCCACUAGUCCGAUAGCGGAUAGAAAAAUUCGAGGAACCUCUCAAACAAAACGACCAUUGGACAAAAAUGAAAAGACUUCAUGGUUGAAAACUCGCGAAAUGUUUACGACCGCGCAUAUUGAUCUAUUUAAACAAUGGAUAAUUCAUAUAUGUGCUAAAAUCGAUAUGGUUCUACGAAAUAAAUUGUCAACAUUUCUCGAUGAAAUACCAACACUUGUUUGGGAUGAAAUUGAAAUUGAAGAAAGUCUUGAUACUGAUAAAACCUAUAAAAGUGUUAUACGUGUUCCAAUGUAUUGUACGCCAUUUAUCGAAGAGCUUCUAUUUUAUUCCUGUCAAGAAAUCAAUCAGGCACUAGCACAUGGUUUGGACAAAGAAUUAUCAAGUGAAAUGGCUUAUCGUAUUUUACAAACAUUUCUAAAUGUAUAUGGAUCAUGGUGGUCAACCGAAGGCCAACAACGAGCUAGUAGAAAACGUAUACAAACACGCAUUAUUCAAAUAGUAUACGAUCUUCGAUUUGUUCAUAUGCUAUUGGAACGCAAAGAUAACAGUAUAAACACAAAAGAUAUUAAUGAACGAUUUUUUAAAUUAGUUGAAAACAUUGAAAGUGAAAUCGAUCCAUUUGAUUUAAAUGUUCUUUCACCAUAUAUGCAAAGUCAUUUACAAAAAAUCGUUCCUCGAUCUUCACUUUUAUUUGGACAUUUGAUAACAAACGAUCGUCUUGUACCAUCAAAACCAUUGACAAUGAAUAGUCAAGACACAAAUAAUAUUCUUUCACUUUCUUCGUGUACACAACGUUUUUCAUUACUACCAAUAGCAACUAAUCUUUCUUCAAUAUCAUCUGGACAAAAACCAUUAUCAAAAGGAAAUAUUCUUAAAUCAAAUAUAAUUCAUGAUCAAGAACAUCAUACUAUUCAUAGUAUAGGAAGUGAUGUUAAUUUAGCAUCGGUUCGUCCAUUGACAUCAAAUGUUGCUGAAGUUGCAACUUACUAUUCUAAAUGGUUUCAGAAUAUUGUCAAAUAA
Rotaria socialis is the source of this 2889-nucleotide messenger RNA. Lineage: Eukaryota; Metazoa; Rotifera; Eurotatoria; Philodinida; Philodinidae. The record is from the annotation of a GenBank genome assembly.